CCUGACUGCAAGACCGAAACUUUUAACACUGCAAAGAUCAAUGCCCAUGGCGUGCAUAUGAGGAUGGUGCCAUAUAGUUGGGGAUUCUCGUGGGAGUCAUACGAUGAAUGGGUUGCCACUGCUUCUGAUAAAGCUUCAUUCUUGGUUGAUGGGUUAAGGGAGCAAGUAAAUGUCACCUGGGACACCACAGACUAUUUGUGGUACAUGACAGAUAUCACUAUAAAUGAAGAUGAAGGAUUUCUAAAGACUGGAAAGCUACCUUACCUCAGUGUUGCAUCAGCAGGCCAUGCUUUGCAAGUUUUUGUCAACGGUCAAUCAGUUGGAAAUGCUUAUGGGAGUUAUGAAACUCCAAAACUAACAUUUAGCGGCAGCCUGAACCUGAAAGCUGGUGUCAACAAGCUUGCUUUGUUAAGCUCUACUGUUGGCCUCCCGAACAUUGGCCUGCAUUUUGAUACAUGGAAUGCUGGGGUUCUUGGCCCAAUUACAUUGGAGGGAGUCAAUGAUGGAAAAUGGGACUUGUCACGAUGGAAAUGGUCCCACAAGAAAGGUCUAGAAGGUGAAUCUUUAGGUGUUUUUUCAUUCAAAGGAACCUCCUCUGUGAGGUGGGCAGGAGGAUCAUCAUUGGCCAUAAAGAGGCCACUGACUUGGUACAAGACUAAUUUUGAAACGCCAGGAGGAAAUGAACCAUUGGCUCUAGACAUGAUUAGCAUGGGAAAAGGUGAGGUAUGGGUAAAUGGGCAAAGCAUUGGGCGCCAUUGGGCUGCAAACAAAGCAAGUGGCGGAGGCUGUGGCAAAUGCACUUACAUUGGAUAUUACAAUGAAAAUAAAUGCCUCAGUGGUUGUGAGGAGGCCUCUCAAAGAUGGUACCAUGUUCCACGCUCAUGGCUGAAGUCAAAUGGGAACCUAUUGGUCGUGUUUGAAGAAUGGGGUGGUGACCCCAGGGGGAUUUCCUUGGUCAAAAGAACAAUAUAA
Corylus avellana is the source of this 972-nucleotide messenger RNA. NCBI's taxonomy places the organism in Eukaryota, Viridiplantae, Streptophyta, Magnoliopsida, Fagales, Betulaceae. The record is from RefSeq and is a predicted model, not a curated record.